CACCCCCUGUGCUUCAAAAGCACGCCGCAACGUUCGCAGCUUGUCGAUCUAUGGCCGUUGUUCUUUUGUUCUGGGUCCAUCGGUUAUCAUCCUCCGGAACUAUCCGGAACGCAUGUUUACCGUCAGAUUUUGGUACUUCUGGUGCAGUGUCUGAAAUGUUGCUAUCGGUGGGAUUUCAAUAAAAAAAAUAUUUUUUAUGGUGAUUUUUGACUUCAUAGAGAAAGUAUAACGCAACUCCUGUGUCUUUAUCGGCACGGUUUAUUAACACGCGAGUUUUGCAAUUCCAAUUUACGCAUUAAUUUAACGAUACCGGACUACGGUAUAAACAAUAAUUUGGCCGGCUGUGGAAAAAACAUUUUUUUUGCAACCAUGGCUAGCGUUUCGUAUCAAAUAGCACAUUUGCUCGAAAAGAUGACAUCCAGUGACAAGGAUUUCAGAUUUAUGGCAACAAAUGAUCUCAUGACGGAAUUACAAAAAGAUAGCAUAAAACUGGAUGAUGAUUCAGAACGAAAGGUUGUCAAAAUGCUUCUCAAACUAUUGGAAGAUAAAAAUGGAGAAGUACAAAAUCUUGCUGUAAAAUGUUUGGGCCCUUUAGUUAACAAAGUCAAGGAAUAUCAGGUGGAAACAAUAGUAGAUGCUCUCUGUGGUAAUAUGGUUUCCGACAAAGAACAACUUAGGGAUAUAUCUAGCAUCGGUUUAAAGACUGUUAUUUCUGAACUGCCAUUGGGAUCCAGCGCACUCGCAGCUAAUGUUUGCAAAAGAAUUACAGGACGCCUUAGUAGCGCUAUUGAAAAACAAGAAGAUGUUUCCGUGCAACUCGAAGCCCUUGAUAUUCUUGCAGAUCUACUUUCACGUUUUGGAGCUCUCUUGAUAACUUUCCAUCCCACAAUUCUAGCAGCUCUACUGCCACAACUAUCUUCUCCACGUCAGGCAGUGAGGAAGCGUACCAUUGUAGCUCUCAGUCACCUUGUCACUUCAAGCAAUAAUCAUUUAUACAACAAACUUCUUGAUCAUCUUUUGGAUGGAUUGACGACUCAAAAGAUUAAAAAUGUCAUCCGAACUUACAUACAGUGUAUUGCUUCAAUCUGCCGUCAAGCAGGUCACAGAUUUGGGGAACAAAUAGAAAGGGUGAUACCUUUUAUUGUACAGUAUAGUAACGAAGAUGACGAUGAAUUGAGAGAAUACUGUCUUCAGGCAUUUGAAGCAUUUGUAUAUCGUUGUCCAAAGGAAAUUACACCACAUAUCAAUAAGAUCAUUGAAAUAUGUUUGGCUUAUAUAACUUAUGACCCAAACUACAAUUAUGACGACGAUGUAAUUGAUCAGUCCGAUGAGUGGGUUGUUAUGGAAACCGAAGAGGAUGGUGAGGAAGAUGCCGAAGAUGAGUACUCAGAUGAUGACGAUAUGAGUUGGAAAGUACGUAGAGCCGCGGCAAAGUGUCUCGAGGCAGUUGUUUCUAGUAGAAGGGAAUUGCUUCCAGAAUUAUACAAAGUCGUUUCGCCAGCGCUUGUGGCUCGAUUCAAAGAACGUGAGGAAAACGUAAAAUCAGACAUUUUCCACGCCUACAUUGCACUUUUGAGACAGACGAGACCAGCUACCGGUGUACCGCUUGAUCCCGAUUCCAUGGAAGAAGAAGAAGGACCAAUUUCACUACUGCAGCAACAAGUGCCAAUAAUAGUUAAAGCUGUUCAUCGUCAAAUGAAAGAGAAGAGCAUCAAAACAAGGCAGGAUUGCUUCUCCCUGCUCAAGGAACUUGUGCUAGUUUUACCCGGCGCUCUUACUAAUCACAUACCUGCACUUAUCCCUGGGAUCCAAUAUUCACUUGGUGACAAAAACUCGUCAUCUAAUAUGAAAAUUGACACAUUGGCAUUUGUUCAUACUUUGCUGGUCACUCAUCAUGCCGAAGUUUUCCACGCUCAUAUGUCUGUUCUUGCACCACCAGUAAUAGCAGCUGUUAGUGAUUCAUUUUACAAAAUAACAGCAGAGGCCCUUCUAGUUUUACAACAACUAGUACAGGUCAUCAGACCUCAUGGUAAAUCAUGCAAUCCCGAGUUCGCGUCGAUUUCUACUGAAUUGUAUCGUUCGACAUUGGUGAGACUUAGAACCGCUGACAUAGACCAAGAGGUGAAAGAGCGCGCCAUUGCAUGUAUGGGUCAGAUUCUCGCACAUUUGGGUGAUUCUCUUCACGAAGAAUUACCUGUAUGCCUGCCCAUUUUCCUAGAUAGAUUGCGUAAUGAGAUUACACGUCUCACAACAGUCAAAGCACUUACAUGUGUCGCUGCAUCACCACUGAGGGUCGAUCUGAAGCCUAUCAUUGAAGAAGCUAUCCCGAUUCUUGGCUCUUUUUUGCGAAAGAACCAGCGAGCAUUGAAAUUAUGCUCUCUGUCAUUACUCGAUACAUUAGUGCGUAAUUAUAGUUCGGCACUUCACACUGAUCUCUUAGAUAAGGUUACGGCAGAACUGCCACCAUUGUUGAAUGAAGCUGACCUUCACAUUGCUCAGCUAACUCUUACACUGCUUACUUCUAUCGCGAAGUUGCAUCCCGUCGCUCUCACCAGAGUUUCAGAUAACAUCCUACCUGAGAUACUUGGAUUGGUAAAAUCCCCUCUUCUGCAAGGUGCUGCGUUGAACUCUAUGCUGGAAUUCUUCCAAGCUCUAGUACAAGCCCAAAUUCCUGGCUUGGGUUACAGAGAACUUUUGUCAAUGCUGAUAGCACCUGUUAGUCAGCCACAGACUUCGGUAUUGCAUAAACAAGCCUAUCACUCAUUGGCAAAGUGUGCAGCAGCUUUGACGAUCACGUGGCAUGAAGAAGCACAAGGAGUUGUUGAACAGUUUUUGAAGGAUGUCCAGAACCCACAUAGUGAUGCACAGCAUAUUUUUGCAUUGCUGGUCAUCGGGGAAAUAGGCAGACACGUGGACUUGAGUGGAAUUAAAACUCUGAAACAUGUUAUUCUGAAUUCAUUCUCUUCUCAUUCUGAAGAAGUGAAAUCUGCUGCUAGCUAUACUUUGGGUAACAUAGCAAUUGGAAACCUUCCACAGUAUCUUCCAUUCAUCCUAAAAGAGAUUGAAGCUCAACCUAAGCGACAGUACCUGCUCCUACACUCACUCAAAGAGAUUAUCACAAGUCAAUCGGCUAGCCCAUCCGGAGUAUCUCAUCUUCAAAACUUUGUCCCGUCGAUCUGGAUGCUGCUCUACAGGCACUGCGAGUGUACAGAAGAAGGAACUCGUAACGUAGUUGCCGAGUGUCUCGGAAAAUUAACCCUCAUUGAUCCUGCUACUUUAUUACCAAGGCUACAAGAAUCUUUGAAAUCUUCAUCUGCAUUAAUGAGAACUACUACCGUUACUGCUGUCAAAUUCACGAUUUCUGAUCAGCCUCAACAAAUCGACCAAAUGUUGAAGCAGUGCAUGGGUCACUUCCUGGUUGCAUUAGAGGACCCCGAUUUAAAUGUUAGAAGGGUAGCCCUUGUGGCAUUCAAUUCCGCAGCUCACAAUAAACCCAGUUUGAUACGUGAUCUUCUCGAAAUGGUGCUGCCUCAACUCUAUACCGAAACAAAAAUCAAAAAAGAGUUAAUAAGACAAGUUGAAAUGGGGCCGUUCAAGCACACAGUGGAUGAUGGCUUGGAUUUGAGGAAAGCUGCCUUUGAGUGCAUGUAUACUCUUCUAGAUUCCUGCCUGGACCGACUAGAUGUUUUCGAAUUUUUGAAUCACGUUGAAAACGGUUUGCGAGAUCAUUAUGAUAUUAAGAUGCUCACUUACCUAAUGACAGCACGAUUAGCCCAACUUUGCCCCACUGCGGUUUUACAAAGGCUGGAAAGAUUAGUCGAACCAUUGAAGAGCACUUGUACCAUGAAAGUGAAAGCUAAUUCUGUAAAGCAAGAAUACGAGAAACAAGAUGAAUUGAAGCGGUCUGCGCUAAGAGCAGUUGCUGCAUUAUACACCAUACCUGAUGCCGAUAAGAAUCCGUCAUUAAGCGAGUUCGUCACGCAGAUUAAAGCAACGGCUGAAUUGCAACCCCUAUUUGAAGUGAUACAAAAGGACUGUACAGGAAGUAACAUAAAUGAAACUAACAUCAUGGAUCAAAGCUAAAGAUUAUCGAUUGAAUUUUUGUAACUUAUAAAUACCGUUGGUUAAGUACUUGUGGUAACAUUAUUCAUAGUUUAUUUCUAUACGCUAUAUUUUCAUUCAUUUCGAGUUUAUCAUAGCUUCGAAGACACGUGAUUUCCUGUAGUGCGUCAUGUAUAAACUUGAAAAUAAAUUCACCUUACAGUAUAA
Athalia rosae (coleseed sawfly) is the source of this 4269-nucleotide messenger RNA. RefSeq names its product cullin-associated NEDD8-dissociated protein 1 (gene Cand1). Gene Ontology annotation, biological process: protein ubiquitination; SCF complex assembly. The coding region runs from base 370 to 4083 and encodes 1237 amino acids. Lineage: Eukaryota; Metazoa; Arthropoda; Insecta; Hymenoptera; Athaliidae. The transcript is spliced from 17 exons. The record is from RefSeq and is a predicted model, not a curated record. Gene Ontology annotation, cellular component: nucleus.